Molecule: messenger RNA, 2221 nt
Organism: Oryzias latipes (Japanese medaka)
Lineage: Eukaryota; Metazoa; Chordata; Actinopteri; Beloniformes; Adrianichthyidae
Gene: tmem51b
Product: transmembrane protein 51b
Source: RefSeq, a predicted model, not a curated record
AGGACCCAGCAGCGAGCAGUGACUAACAGAGGGAGGUUUGUCUCCGGCUGGAGUCGUUCAAAGUUCUCCUCCGUGUCUCUUUUUUACCUGGUGCGCGGGACUUUUUUUCUUCGGAAUUAUAAAGCUGCUUUGGGAAUUCUCAGUCGGACAUAGAAGAAGCGCAGAUUGAAAGUCUUUACUUUUGGCUCCCUCCCUCUGGUGGUUUUCCUGAAACACCUGCCCGAUCCAGGUAACUCACCCAUGAAGAGGGAAGUCCUUGGGCACUGGGCGGCGUAAAGCUUGUGUUGCAGGUAUGUGUUCCAGCCGUUCUCUGUGCGGCGGCAACGACGGUUCCAACAGAUCCCGUCGCUCAGACAGCUCAGGUGCAGGAGCCCACUAUGCCCUCUGUGCCCUGGGAGUGGGGCUCAUCGCCCUGGGGGUCAUCAUGAUAGUGUGGACUGUGAUCCCCGCCAACAUGAACACCAAAAACACCACUGAAUCUGGAAGCAACCCUGCAGAUGCAGAACGCACUCAGUCGUCGUCCGUGGCAUUGGUGCUCGUCGGAGUUGGGCUGGCUAUGUUGCUUUUGUCUAUUUGCCUUAGUUUGAGGCGCAAGAAGAGAGCACAGGCUGCCAGUAACCAGGCGGUGGAAACGAGCGGCCCUUUGAUGAGCCACGUGCCAGGACAAACCCAAACAGAAGCUGUAGACCCAAAUGCGUACAAUGUGCCAAGUUAUGAUGAAGUUGUUGGAAGCAACAACUUCCCUGUUCGCCAGAGCAACCUUCGACAGAGCACCUCGCAGCUGCCGUCCUACGAGGACAUCUUAGCUGCUGUGGAAAAUGAGGAAAGAGCGCACGCACACCAAUCCACGGAGGGCCCCCCUCCCACUGAUUCCACGCCAGCCGCAGACAAGCCCGCCUCUGAUCAGGCUGACCACGCCACCCUCGCGGCAAACCCUAGUUUGCCCACCCGCAGCUCCAGCCGGGCUAGCCGUCUACUGCGGCCACUCCGAGUGAGGAGAAUAAAGUCGGACAAACUGCAUCUAAAGGAUUUCCGCCUCCAGAUCCGCACCCCCACACAGAACCCAGUGACAAUUGAGCCCAUCACUCCACCCCCCCAGUAUGAGAAUAAAAUGCCUGAGUUUCAGUAGGAGCCUUUCUAACCCAGAUGUCUCAUUUUAUUAAUACUCUUAAAAAAAAGGAGUUUAAGAAGUGUUAUAAAGCUUAAAAGACUGUUUUCAGAAGAGCAGGUCUGUUCUGCAUGUUGGAAGCUGUGCAGACACUUUGAAACCAGGAUUCUUUAAGUUCUAUCUGAAUGUUUUGUGCAGAAGCUUGUGUUCUGUCUAUUAAAUGUGUCUAAAUGUCUUAUUAAUGUGUAGCAUGAUUGGUUUUUAAAUGAUUUUUCAUUUUUGUAGGUGUUUUAAUGACUUUCAUCAUAUCAGAUGGUGUCCCUGCUUUUAUUUUCACAGCUAAUUGGAAUUCAUAUACUUGAUGAGUUAACCUUUUAUUUUCACAGGUUGAACAAUUUUAUAUCAUAUUUCAGCAUUCAAAGAGAUAAAUAAGGAAUUAUUUGUGGUUGUCUUGUCCCGUUUUUAACAAUUGUGUUUUUUCUUGUCUUUUUAAACCUCUUUAUUUUUCAGAAAAGGCUUCCUGUUGCUCAGAAUCUAACAGUUCAGAACUAAAGAGGUCCCCUAAACAGGUACAUCAACGCUGUGUAAUAAAAUCUAGCAGAGGUGCUGCCAAAACAUCUAUGAUUCAGAUUGAAAGUUUCAACCCUCAGUUCAGAAGUUCUGAGUUCAAAGUGGGCUCAUUACUUAUGCAAAGGAGAAAUUGAGUUUUUAAUGUUUUAGUUGGAAAUAGAAGUGAUCUAAGGGUCCAAAGCAUCCUUUUUGAUCAUCUGUGUUGGACUGCUUUAGAUGUGUGUGGUAGUGAAGUGAACAUUUUCCUUUUUUUCUUUUUUUUUGCCUUAUUUGUUUUAUGUAUUUUCAUGUUAAUAUUUGUCUUGUUAUGGUAAAUAAAUACUUUUGAAAUAAUUUUGACAAUAUUUUUGAAUCAGGUUAACCAAAAUUGAGCCUUAAUCCCAUGUUGGUUUUAUACCAUUGUGAUUGAUUAACCUCUAUUUUCUAUUCUAUUUUAAGUUUAUUUAUUACUAUAAAUUAUUAAUAUUCAUUAUUACAUAAUUAUUGCAAGAAAAAGAAAAUGUCAUAAAAAAAACAAAAAUAAUACAUUGGUUUUUCAAAUCA